Molecule: messenger RNA, 1008 nt
Organism: Xiphias gladius (swordfish)
Lineage: Eukaryota; Metazoa; Chordata; Actinopteri; Istiophoriformes; Xiphiidae
Product: trace amine-associated receptor 13c-like
Exons: 2
Coding region: 1-1008 (335 amino acids)
Biological process (GO): G protein-coupled receptor signaling pathway
Cellular component (GO): membrane
Molecular function (GO): trace-amine receptor activity
Source: RefSeq, a predicted model, not a curated record
AUGAUGGAGAUCCUGGAAGAAACUCAGCUCUGCUUUCCACAACUCCUCAACACCUCCUGCAGGAAGCAAAAGAGCCCUCACACUGUGGCUGUUCUAAUUUACGUCCUGCUGUCCGCCAUCGCUCUUCUCACUGCAGCUCUCAACCUGCUGGUCCUCAUCUCCAUCUCCCACUUUAAGAAGCUCCACACCCCCACCAACCUCCUCCUCCUCUCUCUGGCCGUCUCAGAUUUCUCCGUGGGGCUCCUCAUGACUUUUCAGAUUCUCCUCGCAGACGGCUGCUGGCUUCUCAGUGACCACAUGUGUGUUCUGUAUGGCGUCUUAGACUACAUCACCACCUCCGCCUCAGUAGGAACCAUGGUUCUCAUAGCUGUUGACCGCUAUGUGGCCAUUUGUGACCCCCUGCGCUACCCCACCAAAGUCACUGUGAGAGGAGUUACAAUCUGUACUUGCCUUUGUUGGGUCUGUUCUGCUCUGUACAACAGUCUCAUCCUGCAGGAUAACUUCCGACAGCCCGGCAGGUAUAACUCCUGCUCCGGAGAGUGUGUGGUUGUCAUUAACUACAUCGCAGGGGUUGCCGACCUUAUUUUGACCUUUAUUGCUCCUGUCGCUGUCAUCAUAGUUCUGUAUCUGAGAGUGUUUGUGGUGGCUGUGUCCCAGGCUCGUGCCAUGCGCUCUCACAUUAUGGCCGUCACAUUUCAACGUUCGGGGACCGUGCUCGCUCAGAAAUCUGAGAUGAAGGCAGCCAGGAUUCUCGGCGUUGUGGUAGUCGUGUUCCUGACAUGCCAUUGCCCAUAUUACUGUUCCUCUCUUGUGGGCCAGAACACUUUGUUUGAUGUCACAUCAGUGCCCUCAGAGAUCUGGCUGUUCUAUCUGAACUCCUGUCUAAACCCGGUGAUCUAUGCCUUUUGUUACCCCUGGUUUCUGAAAUCUGUCAAGCUCAUCGUUACAUUUAAGAUACUCCAGCCUGGCUCCUGUGAGGCCAACGUAAUAAGGGGAGAGAAUGUGUAG